AUGGCUAAUAUGACCGCGGCAUUUUUCUAUCAAGACUUCAGUCCUGGACAGAUGAUUAUUGGUAUGGAAGUGAGCACAGUCCUUUCAGCUAUCAUCUCAGCAUUUGGUAUUUUUACUAAUACAAUAGUCAUACGAACUUUCAUGGCCAUGGGGCCAGCAGACGGCAUGACCGUUGCGUUCUUACUUAUGUCCCUUGUGGACUUGACCUUUUCAGCCGUCUCGUUCAGCCUGAGCAUCAGUACAAUAUUUUUAAUUCUGGAGACCCUGUCUGGUAACUUCUUUCCCGUACAGCCAUACGGCAUAGGUGUUUACUUUGCCAACUUGUUAAUUCCCUUGUCUGCCAUCAUUUCGCUCCAGACAAGCUUCAUCGCUAUAGCCAGAUGCUUGUGUGUGGCUGCGCCAUUUUAUUUCAAGAACAUGUUCACGCGGAGCCUCACUCUGGCGUUCAUGGUGUCUUUUACCGUGUUCUCGUCUGCUGUGUAUGUUUCCGUCUUUGUGUUUAUGGGAAUGGUUGACAAAACGGACAAUAUAAAAAAUCUAACCAGGCCAAUGCUGUGGGUUUCACCCAACAGGGAGCCAACAAAGAGUAUCGUCUCAACCAUCAUCGCCAUAAUCAUUCCGCUGGCUUCGCAACUCAUCGUCAUCAUUACACUCGUUGUUAUGGCAACCUCUUUGAGAAAUUCGUACCAUUUUAGGCUAUCUGCAGCAAUAGGGAUAGAUUCACCAAAACGCAAUCGUCAAAGUGCAGCACCCAGUGGAAUUGAUAGACCUACUUCGAAAACGGCAAACAAAGAAUGUACAAUUUCUAGCAAAGAAAUGCAAAUAAUCAAACAGGUGGCGCUGUUAUCAGCACUGUAUGUCGUCUGCCACAUACCAAAGAUAAUGUUUAUAAUUACCGGACUUGUUCUUCCUGAGUUCAAUUUGAAUCGCGAGCUUCAAAAUUUGUAUCUGACGAUGAGCAACACUAGGAUGUUGUUUGAAAUGAUCAACUCUGCAUCUAACUUUCCAAUUUACUUCAAAUACAAUUCAAAAUUUAGAAAACUGCUUGGAAAGAAAAUGUGUCGACAAAAAAAUUCGUAG
Molecule: messenger RNA, 1080 nt
Organism: Biomphalaria glabrata
Lineage: Eukaryota; Metazoa; Mollusca; Gastropoda; Planorbidae
Exons: 1
Coding region: 1-1080 (359 amino acids)
Biological process (GO): neuropeptide signaling pathway
Cellular component (GO): membrane
Molecular function (GO): G protein-coupled peptide receptor activity
Source: RefSeq, a predicted model, not a curated record